CCAUGUACCGCAUGGAGAAUGUCCCAGGAUCCAGUGGGGCCCUCUUAGACUCCAAUCAUUCUCAUUUCUUACUGGUUGAUAAUGGCACCGAAGGGAAAUACGGUGUGGAGAUUGAUUUACGGUCUAGAUUUGAAGAGGCUGUGAUGAAGGUCAAGACUGACUCUAGAUCGGCUGCAGGUACAGUAGAACAAGUGCAAACUCAAAGGUUAGGCUUAAAAGAGCUGUGUCAUGAAAUUUAUCAAAAUUUACGGUGGGAAUUGCCCCAGCAAAUAUGAAUGAAACAUGAAUGUGACGAUGCAAAACACAGGUGACCUUAGCCUUAAAUAUUAUGACAUUCGGUACUGUUGUGUAACCUUCAUAAUAUAAGGAUUUGUAUGGGGAAUAAUAAAUGUUUUUGUAACCUUUCUUAAGCUGUGUGUUUCUUCUUUCCUGUGUGGUGCCCAAACCGAAUUAUGGCCAUUCUAUAGGUUUUAUUAGAAGUAGUUUAAGUGGCCACAGAUGGGCUCGAGAACCACACUUUACAAGACUCCACCUUCCCACCUCUCCCACAAACCCAGCCAACCCAACCCUGCUAACCCCUCAUUUUGGCGGAAAUGACCAGCUCUUACUAAUUGUGGGCAGUACACAUGAGAUGGAUAGAUAUAAAGAAUUCAUAUAAACUGAACUCAACUAUAAACAUGUCUUUUUAUUGACUGCCAGAAUUGUUUUUCGCAAGAACCAUUAUGGACAGUGGUUUUAAUCUGUUUACAGGUGCGAUUGGUGUACCUGUGGUACUUUUAGUACUAGAAGGUGGACCAAACACAGUCCGUACCAUGUGUGAACUGAUUAAAAAGAAAAUCCCUGCAGUGGUG
Messenger RNA from Porites evermanni, 851 nucleotides. Lineage: Eukaryota; Metazoa; Cnidaria; Anthozoa; Scleractinia; Poritidae. The record is from the annotation of a GenBank genome assembly.